CUCUGCCCCGUUCCCUCUGCUCCAGCACCUCGUUGGUUGUCAUGCAGAUCUGUGUCGCCUUCGUCUGCAUGGCCCUGAUCUCUCAUGUGUCAGCCCUGUUCCCGCCCAUAAGAGCGGUUGAAGGCCUCACCAACAGCAUCGUCAUCGACGCGGGCGACCAGCCCAUGGAGCCCAAGCUCUUCUUCUCGCAGAAGCACCACGACAUCGACAGGAGGCAGCAACGCAGACAAACGCGACGUUUCUCUCUCGCCGCUUUGUCGAGGGCGCUGUGCAGCAGGGACGGCAGGACGGUGCUGCGGCCCGAGUGCCCGCCGCGCAGAGGCAGCAGCCGUGGUGCGGGCUGGAGGCUGUGCUCGACGCCGCCUCAGCGAGACCCAUCGCUGAGCGGCAAGCUGAGAGAGUAUGCGAAGGAGGUGGUGAAUGUGCGGAGUAUGGGCGAGUGGACGAGGCUGAAUGAACGCUACUUCGACGCGCCGGCGCUGCACCUGGAAAAGGUGAGGCGCAUGUCAGUGAGGAGGGCGGAAGAGGGCGUGGCAAGCACCACAUUGUGGUGCGGUUUGUGUGCUUUGUGUGUGCAGGUCGGCAUGGGGACGGUGUUUGGGUAUCUGAGUGGGUAUGCCGUCAAGAACGCCCUCAAGGUGUCGGCUUUGCUUGUCGGGUAAGGAGAUGGGCAGCGGACAGACAGAUGAGCAGGCCAGCAAGCAUCAUUCUCUCUCUCUCUCUCUCUGUGUGUGUGUGUGUGGAUCAGUGCGAGCUUCAUCGGUCUGCAGCUGCUGGCCCACCAGGGCUACAUCACCAUCGACUGGGACAGGGCGGAGCGCGACUUCAACAGCCUCUUCGAUAGAGACCAGGACGGCCGCAUAUCCUCACAAGGUGCGGCGAACGAUCACACAUACUGCUCGGUGGCAUCACCACUUUCAUCAGCUCUCUCUCUCUCUCUCUCUCUGCGUGUGUGUUGGGUGGGUGUCCUUCUACGCAGACGUACGUGACCUGUUCGGCAGGCUGGGCAGCUUCCUCUCGUAUGGCCUUCCAAGUGAGACCACCGCAGCAUCGCCACUUCACGUGUGUGCGUCAUGUCCAUUGCCUGUGCGUCAUACUGCAGGCGCUUCUGGCUUCGGCGUCGGCUUUUACCUCGCCCUCAAGUCAUAGCUAGAUAGCCACGAGCAACAAUCCGAUAAUGUGAUGUGCAAGACAGUAUGAGACGGGUCUGUCGUGUAUAGAAACGAGUGGCUUAGUGAG
Vitrella brassicaformis is the source of this 1239-nucleotide messenger RNA. The record is from the annotation of a GenBank genome assembly. NCBI's taxonomy places the organism in Eukaryota, Vitrellaceae.